AUGGACAAGCUGCACACGUCACAAGACGACGGGAAACUCGCGCAAAUGCGUUCGGCCAUUUGUAGCAGGUAUUUCAAUAUUGUACUUGGCCAUCCAUGGAAAGUAAUAUUGACUACACUAACCGUCUCCUUUAUUCUUGUAGCUAUAUCUAUCAGUUUCCACUAUGAUAUAUUUGACUUUGAUCCAACAACGGGUUUCGAGACCAGAGGCACAGCAUUAGCUAAUGCUAGAUUGACUCUGGAUGCAAUCAAAAGAACUACGGAUUUGUACGAAAAGCUCAGAACCGCAGCAUCUAAAGAGGAAAUUAUGCAAGCAAAAAAAAUUCUGGAAAAAACUAGAAGAAGAAGACAAGCGAAAACUUUUAAAAUAGAUCAAAGCGCAGUCGAAAAGGUUGUUUACAGUAAUGGCUCAGGGAUAUACUCUUAUACAAGAUUGCGAAAAAUGGAAAAUUUCACAACUACCACCACCCUUGAGCCGAUAUCCAUCGACUACAACGAUUAUGGUGUGGAUUCUGCGCCGAAUAAAAGACAAAUCGACAUUGACCCUUGUAUUCAAUAUAGCGCUGUUGGCACUUUUGUCCCCUAUCAUGAUUUGGAAUUUUUAGCAAAAAUUAUUCUAGAAGUUGAAGAUAAUAAGCUGUUUACGCUAGAGGUAUUUCGCAAGAUGUGUGAAGUCGACAAAGUCAUCGAUGCUGUAGUUGAAAAAUCAGUUCACAAACCAGUGACAACCCGAGCAAAAUAUUCAUUUAAUCUCCCUCAUUAUUCAAAUUGCCUGAAUUUUACGACACCGAAUAAGUGCUCAGCAUUGAAUCAGCCUGACAUAGAUUACCUCAAGAAUGCUGUCCAGAGAUGUCGUAAGGAUCCAUCGCUAAACUCAUGUAAAACCCCACUUAUGGGUCAAGUUCUCAACUAUCUACUUCCUCAAUCUGAAUCCGACAGCAAGCAUGUUGCUAUUGUGCUGAAGGUUCCUCUGCAUGGAAAGGGGAACAACGACAUGGAAUUCUACAACGAUUUGCUCAGUUCGCUACGAAACCAUUUUUCCAAACCUAUUAUCCUGAAAGGAGCGCAUUUCAAUUUGAAAGAAGACGAAUUUCUCAAUGCAUUGUCCAAUGACACUAAACUUGCUUUCAUAUCAGCUGCUCUGGUGCUUUUGUGCUUUUUAUUAUAUUCCCGCAGCAUUUUUUACACAUUUAUAAUCGCACUUAUCAUUAUGCUGUCAAUGGGAGUGGCAUUCUUCUUCUAUGCGGUAAUCCUGAAAAUUAGGUUUUUCACUGCAUUGAAUACUUUGGCUCUGGCUCUUAUGAUUGCUGUUGGCGCAGAUGAUGCAUUCUUACUCAUGGUGUAUUAUAGAAAGUAUAAAAAGCUGAAAGAGGAGCCCUAUCAAGUUGGUGAACCCUAUGUUCCUCUGUACAAAGAACAUGAUCGGAUAAUCAGAGCUAUUCGAAGUUCCCUCCAACACUCGCUGGCGUCGAUGUUUGUCACUUCAGCAACUACGGCUGUGGCAUUUAUCUCCAACCUUACAAGUAAUAUAAUUGUGUUAAGAUGCUUCGGAGUCUACGCUUGUUUAACUGUGAUGGUCAACUUCGUUUUGGUCGUCUCCUUACUCCCAAGCACUAUGGUCAUUACUUGCACAGAAAGACAGCGAAAAUUCUUACCUCAGAUUGAUAUCGCGUCGAAGUUUUCCCACAUGAUCUAUACAAGCCGCAUUGUCAUCUUGACGGCAGGUGUUAGUGCAGCACUAGUUGCUUUCAUUAUAGUCUUUGUCAAUCCCGGUCUGCCAAUGCCUCGUUAUAAUCCGGCAAAGAUGCUCCGCAAUUCACAUCCUUACGAGUGGUAUGCGAACAAUGCGCAUUUGUUCAAUUUUGAGUGGCACCUUAAUGUUAAAUUUACUGAACAUUAUAUCAUUGGCAUCAGUCCAAUAAGUGAUACCACUUUCUUUGAUCCAUAUAAAAAAUACGAGCCACCCACUAGGACUGUUGCGCUCACUUUUACUAAGAAAGACAUUGAAAAGAUACAGGUAAAUAUCGCAAUGCUUGUGAAUAAACGAUUUCCCGAUUAUAAAUCGUGGCUGGAUGGUUUCCUUUCAUCUAAUAUUACGUGCAAAAACGAAGAGGUAAUUAACGCAUCCUGCUUGAGACAAUUCGCCGCAGAAUCAUAUUCACCGGUUUUCUCGGAUUAUGCUGUCACACCUAGUGAUGGGCCAAUAUUUGAUGCGAAUUACAGACUGCUGGGCUAUUUCAUUUCGACAUUAUCAAAUGAAACGCUGGCUCUCGAUUUUAAAGUUUUGGAAAUUGUGGCGCAGACAAUCGAGGCGAACUGCAAGAAGAUGGUAGCUGUUGGCGAUUUACCCAUAAUGUGCCUGACAUCUUCCGACUUGACCAAACUUUACGAUGUUAUUGCAACUUUUUCCUCGUCAACUCUUUAUUCUGUGAUAAUUUCUGUUGCUGCUAGUCUUUUAGUCGUUAUUCUAUGCACUAGACGGCUAGUAUUAUCGCUCUUAGCUGUUGCUGUUGUUUCUGGUAUUAUACUUUGGACUAUAGGCAUCUCCAUUAUGACAGGUUGGGAACUGAGCGUUGUUGAAUCCACAAUCCUAAUUCUAACCAUCGGUUUGAGUUUUGAUUUUACCCUACAUAUGGCUGUCUCCUACCGAGAUAGCAAGGAGAUCCUUGUUGAAGAUCGAAUUCGUUCAUGCCUUUCAUCGGCUGGUCGGGCAUGUAUGCUUGGUGCUACAACAUCUAUUCUCUGUGGAAUUCCUCUGAUAUUUGGGGAAACUGCUGCGUUUACCCAGAUCGGCUCCCUGCUCAUCAUACUUGGAAUGACGUCCCUAUUCGGAGCUGUCAUCGUCUUUCCAGCCGCGCUGGCAUGUUGGUCAACAAUUCGAUCACAAAAAGUUUCUUCAAUGCGACUUUAA
Molecule: messenger RNA, 2910 nt
Organism: Cylicocyclus nassatus
Lineage: Eukaryota; Metazoa; Nematoda; Chromadorea; Rhabditida; Strongylidae
Source: the annotation of a GenBank genome assembly